AUGGAUAAUGAGGAAAGAAAAGAUAUGAUUGAUGCAAUAUAGAAGGAUAUUACAUCAGUUUGCUUUAAAAGAUGUUUUGAUACUCUUUAAAAAAACAUAGAUAUAGGAUGUUUCGACCUAUGCUACUAAAAAUAUAAGUUUGUUUUAAGAGAUACAACCGAAAUUCUUAAAGAAACUGGAUUUAAAUUAAAUUCAGAUAUAGCAUAUAAAGCAUUUCCAGAGGAAAAUCCAUGGUAUUUGGCUUUAUAUGGAGGGCAUUUUCUAAAUAUUCGUUCGUAUCCAACAACAUAUGACUAUGUCAAUGAUAAAUAGGGUUGA
Messenger RNA from Tetrahymena thermophila SB210, 318 nucleotides. RefSeq lists its product as hypothetical. The record is from RefSeq and is a predicted model, not a curated record. The transcript is spliced from 2 exons. NCBI's taxonomy places the organism in Eukaryota, Ciliophora, Oligohymenophorea, Hymenostomatida, Tetrahymenidae.